Propithecus coquereli (Coquerel's sifaka) is the source of this 1082-nucleotide messenger RNA. It is a transcript of the gene NXPH2, whose product is annotated as neurexophilin 2. The record is from RefSeq and is a predicted model, not a curated record. Gene Ontology annotation, molecular function: signaling receptor binding. The transcript has 2 exons. NCBI's taxonomy places the organism in Eukaryota, Metazoa, Chordata, Mammalia, Primates, Indriidae. Bases 117 to 911 code for a protein of 264 amino acids.
CAGGAGGGAAGCGCCGCGCCGUGUCCCCGGCAUCCUCAGUCCUGCCCCCCGAAGUGGCGAUGCGCGAGAGGCAGGCGAGGGCGCGCAGCUCUUGAGAAGCCGCGCCAGCCGGCACCAUGCGCCUGCGGCCGCUGCCCCUCGUCGUGGUCCCCGGCUUGCUGCAGCUGCUAUUCUGUGACAGCAAAGAAGUGGUGCAUGCCACGGAGGGGCUGGAUUGGGAAGACAAAGAUGCUCCGGGGACUUUGGUGGGCAACGUGGUGCACUCAAGGAUCAUCAGUCCUCUGCGCCUGUUUGUUAAACAGUCUCCAGUGCCCAAGCCGGGUCCCAUGGCAUAUGCAGACAGCAUGGAAAACUUUUGGGAUUGGCUGGCCAACAUCACGGAGGUUCAGGAGCCACUGACAAGAACUAAACGGCGGCCAAUCGUAAAAACAGGAAAAUUUAAGAAAAUGUUUGGAUGGGGUGACUUUCAUUCCAACAUUAAAACUGUCAAACUCAACCUCCUCAUCACAGGGAAAAUUGUCGACCACGGAAAUGGAACCUUCAGUGUUUAUUUCCGACAUAAUUCGACGGGUCUGGGCAAUGUUUCAGUGAGCUUGGUACCCCCCUCCAAGGUGGUGGAAUUCGAAGUUUCCCCCCAGUCUACCUUGGAGACCAAGGAAUCCAAAUCUUUCAAUUGUCGCAUUGAGUAUGAAAAAACAGAUCGGGCAAAGAAGACUGCCCUGUGCAACUUUGACCCGUCCAAGAUCUGCUACCAGGAGCAGACUCAAAGCCAUGUGUCUUGGUUGUGCUCCAAGCCCUUCAAGGUCAUUUGCAUUUACAUCGCCUUUUACAGUGUCGAUUAUAAACUUGUGCAAAAGGUCUGUCCUGACUACAACUACCAUAGUGAGACCCUAUACUUAUCUUCUGGCUGAUCUUUCCACAGUGACGGAAAUGAGGGAUGGAGACAUAUAUAUAUAUAUAUAUAUAUUUAAUUAUAAUGACCAAGAAACAGGCCCAGCUCUUCAUGGUAAAGGAUCCCUUUUGUUUCUGGCAGUGAACUGUAGUUCCCUAUCAGGUUUUCAAAUUUAAAAAGAGAAAAAAAA